AUGGGUAGUUAUAAACCCGUUUUGUGUAUGGUUAUGUUGCAAUGCCUUUAUGCAGGGCUUACUCUAUUCACCAAAGCUGCACUGAUGCGUGGUAUGAGUCCUAGGGUUUUCAUGGUUUACAGGCAGAUUGUUGCUACUAUACUUCUAGUUCCGGUUGUUUGUUUCUCUAGAUGGAAGAAACCAAAUAAAAUUUCAUUGGGAACGAAGGGAUUUUGCUUGAUAUUUUUGAAUGCUCUCAUUGGAAUAACAGCCAAUCACAAUGCUUAUUUCCAAGGCUUAAAAUUGUCAUCUUCAUCAAUAUCUACAGCAAUGAUAAAUCUGAUGCCUGCAAUUACCUUUGCUAUGGCAAGCUUAGUUGGGUUGGAGAAAGUUAAUUGUGGAAGCAUAAGAGGUAUUGCAAAGAUAGUAGGAACAGUGAUAUGUAUUGGUGGAGCAAUUGUGAUGGCAUUAGUGAAAGGGCCAACACUCUUAAACUCACUACAUUCUUCUUCAUCAUCCACCAAUGCACCUCAGAAUUUGCAGCUGGGCUGUCUGUUUCUCUUCAUUUGCUGCUGUUGUUGGUCAUUUUGGAUCAUUAUGCAGGUUCCAAUUUCAACAAUAUGUCCUGAUCACUCUUAUUCAACUCUUUGGAUGUGUUUCUUAGCAAUGAUUCAAUCAACCAUAUUUGCAUUGUCCAUAGAUCGUACAAAAUCAGAAGCAUGGCUUCUCAAUUCACCUAUUGAAAUUGGAAGUUGUAUAUAUGCUGGUAUUGUUGCUGCUUUAUCUUUUACCCUUCAAACGUGGUGCGUAUCACAAAAGGGUCCAGUUUUUUCUGCUAUCUUUAAUCCACUCUCCACUGUAAUUACAACUAUUAUCGCUACUUCAUUUCUACAUGAAGAGUUAUACAUCGGAAGCCUAAUAGGUGGUUUUGCUGUGAUUAUUGGGCUAUAUGUGGUGCUAUGGGGUAAAGCAAAAGACCUCAAAGAGGCCAAGCUGCAAGAAUUAAAGCAAGAUAAUGAUGAGCAUCAAAAAUCACCGGUUGAAUUAGUAGUUUGA
Molecule: messenger RNA, 1035 nt
Organism: Humulus lupulus (European hop)
Lineage: Eukaryota; Viridiplantae; Streptophyta; Magnoliopsida; Rosales; Cannabaceae
Product: WAT1-related protein At4g28040-like
Exons: 7
Coding region: 1-1035 (344 amino acids)
Cellular component (GO): plasma membrane
Molecular function (GO): transmembrane transporter activity
Source: RefSeq, a predicted model, not a curated record